Perkinsus marinus ATCC 50983 is the source of this 534-nucleotide messenger RNA. RefSeq lists its product as hypothetical. NCBI's taxonomy places the organism in Eukaryota, Perkinsozoa, Perkinsida, Perkinsidae. The record is from RefSeq and is a predicted model, not a curated record. The transcript is spliced from 5 exons. The annotation marks the transcript as partial.
AUGUCAACGCGCACCAGCCGGCAGCAUCAUGCUGAUUUUUCUAAUUAUCCAUUCAAAGCCGGGGAGAUAGCCUACUGCAAGGAUCGACCAGAUGUCGUCGAAGAGGACGGGAAGGUGUUGGAAGCCUACCCAGCGAGGCCUGUCGUCCUUGUACGGGAGAACUCUAGACAUGCUCAUCAUUGGGAGGUCAUGUUCUUUACGCUGAAUGAGAAAGUAGAAAUCCAGAGCUUCGCAGCUUCCUCACUACUGCCUUAUGAGGACGGUUACUCCAAGUUCGAGUCAGUUAGACUGUGGAAUAAACCUAGGCCAGAGCACGAGAAGGAGUAUAUGGAAGCUGUUGGAUGGGAAGUUGAGCAGGGAGUGAAGGCCCACAAGGAUCGGCAGGCGAUGCCCUCCGGGAUGCAACAUGUGCUCGAGAUGGCAGCCUCUAAAGUGAAGUUGGAGGGCUCUCCUGCAGGGCCGCGUGUGAGGAGCAGGAGUCGGAGUUCUUCACGCGGGAUGACCCCUCUUGGUGGUCGCAAUACAUCUCCAAGG